ACAGCGCCCGGCAGCCGCGGCGGGAGGAGCGGAAACUGUCGGGCGCGUCCCGUUCGGAGCCGCGCCGGCCGAGAAGGCGCCGAGGAGCAGCGAGGCGGCCUCCGUCCGGCCCGGACCCGCCGAGCGGCGUGCGCGCCCCCUCCCCGUAGCCUCGCGGCGCGGCCUCGCCCCGGCCCCUCCCGAGCUCAUCGCGGGCCCACGGAGCGGCCCCGGAGGCCCGAGCGCGCCCACCUGAGCCCCCGCGCUGGCGCCAUGGCGGAGCAGGAGAGCCUGGAAUUCGGCAAGGCAGACUUCGUGCUGAUGGACACCGUCUCCAUGCCCGAGUUCAUGGCCAACCUCAGGCUCAGAUUUGAAAAAGGGCGCAUCUAUACGUUCAUUGGAGAAGUCGUCGUUUCUGUGAACCCUUACAAGUUGUUGAACAUCUAUGGAAGAGACACAAUUGAGCAGUAUAAAGGCCGUGAGCUGUAUGAGAGACCGCCUCACCUUUUUGCUAUUGCGGAUGCUGCUUACAAGGCUAUGAAGAGGCGAUCAAAAGACACUUGUAUUGUGAUAUCAGGGGAAAGUGGAGCUGGUAAAACGGAAGCCAGUAAGUACAUUAUGCAGUAUAUUGCGGCCAUCACCAACCCCAGUCAGAGAGCAGAGGUUGAAAGAGUGAAGAAUAUGUUGCUUAAGUCCAACUGUGUUUUGGAAGCUUUUGGAAAUGCCAAAACCAACCGUAAUGACAACUCAAGCAGGUUUGGAAAAUACAUGGAUAUCAACUUUGACUUCAAGGGUGACCCUAUUGGUGGGCAUAUCAAUAACUACUUACUAGAAAAGUCUCGAGUGAUUGUGCAACAGCCAGGAGAAAGAAGCUUUCAUUCUUUCUAUCAGCUACUCCAAGGAGGUUCAGAACAAAUGCUACGCUCUCUACAUCUCCAGAAAUCCCUUUCAUCCUACAACUAUAUUCAUGUGGGAGCUCAAUUAAAGUCUUCUAUCAAUGAUGCUGCCGAAUUCAGAGUUGUUGCUGAUGCCAUGAAAGUCAUUGGCUUCAAACCUGAGGAGAUCCAAACAGUGUAUAAGAUUUUGGCUACUAUUCUGCACUUGGGAAAUUUAAAAUUUGUAGUAGAUGGUGACACACCUCUUAUUGAGAAUGGCAAAGUAGUAUCUACCAUAGCAGAAUUGCUCUCUACUAAGACAGAUAUGGUUGAGAAAGCCCUUCUUUACCGGACCGUGGCCACAGGCCGUGACAUCAUUGACAAGCAGCACACAGAACAAGAGGCCAGCUACGGCAGAGACGCCUUUGCCAAGGCAAUAUAUGAGCGCCUUUUUUGUUGGAUCGUUACUCGCAUCAAUGAUAUUAUUGAGGUCAAGAACUAUGACACCACAAUCCAUGGGAAAAACACUGUUAUUGGUGUCUUGGAUAUCUAUGGCUUUGAAAUCUUUGACAACAACAGUUUUGAACAAUUCUGUAUCAAUUACUGCAAUGAGAAACUGCAGCAGCUAUUUAUUCAGCUGGUUCUGAAGCAAGAACAAGAGGAAUACCAGCGGGAAGGGAUCCCCUGGAAACACAUUGACUACUUCAACAAUCAGAUCAUUGUUGACCUCGUGGAGCAACAGCACAAAGGGAUCAUUGCAAUCCUUGAUGAUGCUUGCAUGAAUGUCGGCAAAGUCACCGAUGAAAUGUUUCUUGAAGCACUUAACAGUAAAUUGGGCAAACACGCACAUUUUUCCAGCCGAAAGCUCUGUGCCUCAGACAAAAUUCUGGAGUUUGAUCGAGAUUUUCGAAUUCGACAUUAUGCAGGCGAUGUAGUCUAUUCUGUCAUUGGUUUUAUUGACAAAAAUAAAGAUACUUUAUUUCAAGAUUUCAAGCGCCUUAUGUAUAACAGUUCAAAUCCUGUGCUCAAGAAUAUGUGGCCUGAAGGCAAACUGAGCAUUACAGAGGUGACCAAGCGACCUCUGACUGCUGCUACCUUGUUUAAGAAUUCUAUGAUUGCUCUAGUAGACAACCUUGCAUCAAAGAUUGAUUAUUGUGGGAGAAAGGAACCAUAUUACGUUCGUUGCAUCAAACCCAAUGACAAGAAAUCUCCACAGAUAUUUGAUGAUGAACGCUGCCGGCACCAAGUAGAAUAUCUUGGACUACUGGAAAAUGUGAGAGUGCGUCGGGCAGGAUUUGCCUUCCGCCAGACAUACGAGAAGUUUCUUCACAGGUAUAAGAUGAUCUCUGAAUUCACCUGGCCCAACCAUGACCUUCCUUCAGACAAAGAGGCUGUCAAGAAACUGAUUGAACGGUGUGGUUUUCAGGAUGAUGUAGCUUAUGGGAAGACCAAAAUUUUCAUUCGAACACCCCGAACAUUGUUUACCUUGGAAGAACUCCGUGCCCAGAUGCUCAUAAGGAUUGUCCUCUUUCUACAAAAGGUGUGGCGGGGCACCCUGGCCCGCAUGCGGUACAAAAGAACCAAGGCAGCUCUGACCAUAAUCAGGUACUACCGGCGCUACAAAGUGAAGUCGUACAUCCACGAGGUGGCCAGACGCUUCCAUGGCGUCAAGACCAUGCGAGACUACGGGAAGCACGUGAAGUGGCCAAGCCCUCCUAAAGUUCUUCGCCGUUUUGAGGAGGCCCUGCAGACGAUUUUCAAUAGAUGGAGAGCAUCCCAGCUCAUCAAGAGCAUUCCGGCCUCAGACCUGCCCCAGGUCAGGGCAAAGGUUGCAGCCAUGGAAAUGUUGAAGGGUCAAAGGGCUGACCUCGGGCUCCAGAGGGCCUGGGAGGGCAACUAUCUUGCUUCAAAGCCAGAUACACCUCAGACCUCAGGCACUUUUGUCCCUGUUGCUAAUGAAUUGAAACGGAAGGACAAAUACAUGAAUGUCCUCUUUUCCUGUCACGUCCGUAAGGUAAAUCGAUUUAGUAAGGUGGAAGACAGAGCAAUUUUUGUCACUGACCGUCACCUGUAUAAAAUGGAUCCCACUAAACAGUACAAGGUGAUGAAGACUAUCCCUCUAUACAAUUUGACUGGUCUGAGUGUCUCCAAUGGAAAGGACCAACUUGUAGUGUUCCAUACGAAAGACAACAAAGACCUCAUUGUCUGCCUCUUCAGCAAACAGCCAACCCAUGAGAGUCGAAUUGGAGAACUUGUUGGAGUGCUGGUGAAUCAUUUCAAGAGUGAGAAGCGCCACCUUCAAGUGAACGUCACCAACCCAGUACAGUGCAGCCUGCACGGGAAGAAGUGCACCGUCUCCGUGGAGACGCGGCUCAACCAGCCCCAGCCCGACUUCACCAAGAAUCGCUCGGGCUUCAUCCUCAGCGUGCCCGGGAACUGACGCCCCGCGGAGGCCUGGCCCGGAGCCCGGCCACACUCCGAGUCCUGGGUCCCAGUCCAGCUGCUGCCUCCCAACCCAUGCCCGCUAGAAACCUGCUGCGAGGGCCCCUCCCAGAGGAGCCCCGCCCCUGUAAGAUUUCCUUCCUGGUUUUCUGCCUUUGGUAUCAUCUUCCUCUGUCCUUACUGUCCACGGUCCCUGUUCAAUAAGCCAAAGACCCUGGUGCCCCGCCCAGACCCCUGGGCUGACGUCCAGACCAAUCUCACCCCAGAGGCAACUGGAUGGUGCCUUUAGUUGGUGCGGAUGCCCCGUGGCCAGGUCAGGUCAGAGCACCUGGACAGGUGUCCUCCCUGCUGCUGACCCUGCAGAGGGAAGGGGUGGGGAUGCAGGACCCCCGCUCUGCGGGAGCCCCAUAGCCACCUCUCUUGCCCAAGGUGAGCCAGCCCUGGGGACCCAGCUCAGGGAGGCUCUGCUCAGAGUUCGGCGGACCCACCCCAACCCAACUCCCAGCCGCCAGCCAAAGCCACUGGGUGAGCAGAGUCACCCACAGGGCCAGCCCCUCAGCCAGGAGCCAGUGGCAGGAGCGGAACAGCCCAUCCAGCAAAGUGAGUCCAUCUUUCCCAGGUUCUCCCCUGGGAGACUCCCUUUGCCACCAAGGCCCCCACCAGGGCCUCUGACCACCGCUCUGGAGAGGACAGUGUGGCAUGCUCCAAGGAUCAUCUUACUUAACUCGCAGCCUGUGGCCGUGGUCCUCUUAUAGAUACUUUCACCAUUUGCAGGGUUGCUAAUCAGAUACCUGCUGUCACCACACUUGGGUCAGGAACCCUAAUGAGAACGGGGAGCUGCCAGGGUGAGGGCAGCCCUCAGGGUCGGCCGCUUUCCCUCUGGACCACCUCCCGCUGCGUUUCCUACUCAGAGAAACAGCAAGGGUGGGGUCAAGACACGGGAUGACGGGAAGCAGGAAGCGGGGCAGCAGCACAGCGUGGGGUCCUGGCACUGCAGGCCAGGCCAGGAUGCCCACCCCGCCCUCUACACGGCCCCUUGGGGCCUGCGCCCGUGAAACUGGUGCCAGGGAGCACUGCCAGCUUGCCAGUUUCUGCCCAGCAAAAGCACGUAUGCUUCAGGGGCCUUCUGAGACCACCUUCCCCACUGAGCCCCAGCUGCUGAGAAGGCCUUGAGGGAAGUAGAGGCUCGGAGCAAAUGCCCCAUGCGGUGAGAGGAUGAGGGGAGCCUACGCCUCAGGCAUGUGGUGAGAGGAUGAGGGGGAGGGAGCCCACGCCUCAGGUGGAGUGGGCAGGGGUGCAAGAGAGGGAUGUACUGAAGCUUCUUCCCGUCCUGCCACAGACACUUCUCCUGCCUUCCCACCCUGACCCAGCAGAACCCACCAAGUGCCUGUGUGCAGCCUCCUGUGCCUCACCCAGGGCCUGACCCCAGAGUGGUCCCAACAACCCGGUCUCAUGCCCACUCCCCAUCCCUGCUUCCCAAAAAUUGCACUGUGUGCAGUUUGCAACAAAGAAUCCCGCUGGCAUCCUGUCCUUGGGAACCCUUUCUCAUUCUCCAAGCCUGGUCAGCUGCCUGCACAGGCAGAGGUGCCCUCAGCCCAGGUUAGCAACACUCAUAGUUUUGCCAAUUACCAGUAGACACUAGUGGAACCAUCUAACUGGAACUUCCUCUCUCCUUCCACUUAUUUCCUCAAACUUGUUGCUUUACACUAGACACAUGCAAAUGUAUGUUUUAAACACACCAAAACAGAUCAUGCCAAAUGAGUUGCCUGUCAAAGGCUGGAGGGCAGGAGGAGGGCCUGGGUUUGGGUUCUUUCCUCCCAGCCUUUGGAUGGUGCCUUGGGCCCCUUAGCCCCAGCGCCAGGGCCUCCCAGCUGAGGCCACAGGACAAGCACUUUUUUAUGAUGUACUAAAAGCCACAGUAUGUGGCAACUGCAAAAGGAUCAGGAAUUUAGGGUAUGAUCUCGGUCACGUGUCCCGGGCGCUGAGGGGAAAGGAAGCGGGCACAGUGAUUGUAGACAAUGAGGGGGUUCUCUUGAUGUAAUGAAAUGCAAUUUUAUGGUUUGGUGCAAAAACUCCUAUUUUCCAGUAAAUUAACUUUAUUUCUAAAGCAUAUUUUGAUUUGCCAUCAAGAGCAAUAAAGCAUUAAAUCUUA
Messenger RNA from Pan troglodytes (chimpanzee), 5448 nucleotides. RefSeq names its product myosin ID (gene MYO1D). Gene Ontology annotation, biological process: endocytosis; actin filament organization; actin filament-based movement. Gene Ontology annotation, molecular function: ATP binding; actin filament binding; microfilament motor activity. The transcript is spliced from 23 exons. The record is from RefSeq and is a predicted model, not a curated record. Bases 253 to 3294 code for a protein of 1013 amino acids. Gene Ontology annotation, cellular component: actin cytoskeleton; microvillus; myosin complex. NCBI's taxonomy places the organism in Eukaryota, Metazoa, Chordata, Mammalia, Primates, Hominidae.